Molecule: messenger RNA, 606 nt
Organism: Hibiscus syriacus
Lineage: Eukaryota; Viridiplantae; Streptophyta; Magnoliopsida; Malvales; Malvaceae
Exons: 1
Coding region: 1-606 (201 amino acids)
Source: RefSeq, a predicted model, not a curated record
AUGGCAACGCAGGCAGCGAACGUUAACAAGAAGUUGAAUUAUUCCGUGGCCGGUAAAGAGAACGAUACCAUGAUGUUAGGUGGUGGUCUCGUUUCCAAUAAGUCCGGUAUCGAUCUGAUGCAAAACUGUGAUCUCCCUCCGCCGGUCAAGGUGUUUACGGGGCUGGAUAAGGCGGUGGAGUUGAUGUCGAUGAAUAGCAGGGCGGUUUACAACAUCACGGGACGAGAGGACGAUGAAGACGACGGUGGGUUCCGUGACGAUGGGAAGUUGGAAAUCUUCAGGGCUUUGAGAUUGUCCCAGACGCGUGCGAGGGAAGCGGAAAGGAAGGCGGCGGGAUUGGCGGAGGAAAAGCAUCGUUUAUCGAACGCCUUCAUGAAAGAUUCGUUGCAGCUGUUUGCUUACCGGCAAUGGGUGAGAUUGCUUGAGAUUCAAGUCUGGGUGCUGAAAUCGCAAAUGGAGACGAAACGUUGUGAUGAAACAGAGGGAGAAAGAUUGGAGGAAGAGAGUGGAAAUAAUGGGGACGAAAUGUCAUGGUUAGUUGCUCUGGCGAUUUGCUUUGGUAUUGCUAGUGUUGGUUUUGCAUUUGGUUGUACAUAUUUGUUUUGA